Sipha flava (yellow sugarcane aphid) is the source of this 1264-nucleotide messenger RNA. Its product is annotated as eukaryotic translation initiation factor 4 gamma 3-like. The record is from RefSeq and is a predicted model, not a curated record. Gene Ontology annotation, cellular component: eukaryotic translation initiation factor 4F complex. The transcript is spliced from 10 exons. Gene Ontology annotation, molecular function: protein binding; mRNA binding; translation initiation factor activity. Lineage: Eukaryota; Metazoa; Arthropoda; Insecta; Hemiptera; Aphididae. The annotation marks the transcript as partial.
CUACAAAAGACAGUCAACCACAGAUUACAGUUGAAAGAAAUAUUUGUUUUUUCAUUUAAUGACAACAAUGGAAGCUAGUUGUGAACCAGUUGAAAUAUUUAAUUUGGUACAAUCAAUUGUCCAAGAUAUAAAUAUUAAAAAUUUUAAGAAUAUGGCAGAUCAAAUUGUUUCUAUAUCAAUUAAAACAGUUGAUAUUUUUGAAAAAAUGGUGGAUAUAAUUUAUGCUGGGGCAUUUAAUAAACCCAAUUUCAUAACUUUAUACGCAAAUUUAUGUGCACACAUGAUUAAUUAUGCUACAUUUAAUGAACUACACAACACUGAAACUACUUUUCAGUUAAUUUUAGCACAGAAAUGCUUUGAGGGCUGUACCUCACACUAUACUUCUCAGGAAGAAGUAUCAAAAUUAAAAGAAAAUUUUAAGAACAGUAAUAUGACACCAUCUAUUUUCAAGAACAGAUUGAAUACUAUUCAUUUCCAAUACUAUAAUAGUUCUUUAACCCAUUGCAAAUUUAUUGGUGAAUUAUUCAAACAAGGGGCUUUAACCGAAAAAAAUAUAUUGGCUUGCAUUGAGGAAUUAAUGAAAGUAAAAGAUGAUCUGAAUAUUCAUUGUUUAUGUACAAUAUUACAAAUAGGAGGAUCAAAACUAUCAAAAAAUCAUAAUUUGGACAAUAUAGUAUCUUAUAUUUUAUCAUUCAAAAUCGAAAACUCUGUCCUCAUAAAAAUUUCACCAACUCUAGAGUCUUCGAUAUUCAAAAUACAAUCCUUGCAUUUUAAAGGUUGGAUAAAUGAAGAAGCUGUUAAGUUAAUUGAGAGCAAUGAGAACCAUAGUUUAUUUGAAAAGUUGCCAGAGGAAUCAAAAAAAUCAUAUGAAUUAAAAUCACAUACUGUAAUGGCCCAGUGUAUUAUUGAUGAAUGUAUUGUUGUUCUUAAUAGUUUUGACGAGAAAAAUGAAAGAAGUAUCAAGGAAAUUGUACGUAAGUUGAAUAAUACCAACUCAUGGAUAAAAUAUGAUCAAGUAUCAUUCGUUGCUUCUUUGAUACUUAUAACACUAAAUGAAAGUCAAAGUAUUCGCUAUAAGGCUGGUAUACUUUUAAACAAACUUGUUACGGAACGAUUGUUAUCAAGGGAUUCGGUUUCUUCGGGAAUUUACAAAGUAAUGAAUGACUCAGAAUUGAAGAUUGAACUUCCAAAAUUAUCAGAUUUAUUGUUUGACAUCGCUAGCAGACAUAUAAAUACAUAUCUUACAUAUAUUUCAUAUUUUAAA